GCAAGCGAGCGAGAGAGAGAGAGGUAGAGGUGUACUGUUCGGAGAGUUCUGUGUCUUGACAAAAUGAGGAAUCAAGGAAUCUCUGGUUGAUGGAAGCAACAGAACAGAAAGAAAGAGGGUGAAACUCCAUAUUGGGUUUUCUUCAGAUUUGAGUUUUUUGAAAUAGGUAAGUUCACCUCAUUAAUAUCUCUUCAUCUCUCAUUUCAUCGAUUUUUGUUUUUAUUUGAAUCUCUCCUUGUGAAUGCUUGAUUUCAUGCGUGUACUGUUCGUGCAUCUGAAAUCUGCAGAAAGAGAGCUUGCUUUUGUAGAUUAACUUCGGUUGCAUUCUAAGAGGAAAUUGGACAUGAGUAUGUUGGUGGGGACAUGCUGGAGCCAAGGAAAGCUGAUAUACCUGCCUUGUUUUUGUUCUUGGUUGUACUUCCUGUUGUUGCUUAUGUCUUACUCGGAAAAUGGAGUGAGACUGCAAAGAAGAAAGAGAGAAUAAGUUUGCUUGCUCAGCUAGCUGCUGAAGAAGCUUGUAAAGCUGAAGUAAUGGCUGCUGUUGGUGUCAUCCCUAAUGUGUCUUCUUCAAAAAAUGUAACCCAUGAGUGUGCCCUGUGCUUUCGUCCAGCCACCACCCGCUGCUCCAGAUGCAAGUCUGCAAGAUAUUGUUCUGGGAAAUGUCAAAUAAUUCACUGGAGGCAAGGUCACAAAGAAGAAUGCCAGCAACUGGAAACUUCCAGCUCCAGCUCAUCUCCUAAGCCAGCCUCAGUUGAGGAAUCCAUUCAUGAGAGAGUGUUAAUUCCUGAAGACAUGAACUCUCAGUUCUUUGGGAGCAAUACCAAGCAUCCUGCAAAGGAUAAAGCUGCUUUAGAGAACAGAUUUUGCCCUUCAAUAACUGGUGCCCCUGCAUCUUCUUCUGCCAUAAUGGAUAUUCCCCAAGUCUCCAUGUCACAAAGAAGAAUUGCAGACAGAUGGGUUUCUCGCAAGUCAAAUAGAGAGAUGUUAAGGAAAGAAGACACUUUAUUUAAUUUUUCUGAAGAAAUUCCAAGGAAUGGCUUUCCUAGUUCAACCUCAUCUAAUGUUAUUCCAUCCAAGGAGUCUUAUAUGAGACAUAAGUUAAGAAAUAAUGACUCUAUAGAAUCAGGAGAGAUUUCUAAGAAGCAUAAUGUCAGUGGUCCUAUGGCAUUGAAUCAAGGGCACAAUGGUUCUAGAAGUUCAAUGCUUGGAAGUGAAGAGUCACACAGUCAACAUGGAAGUGUAUCUGAAAUUAUAAGCAAUUCUGGAAUCUCAAGCUCCUUACAUUCAGGAAAAACUUGGAAAAAUUCUUGUGAAGUGGAAAUGGACUUCUUUUUGAAUGAAGGAAAUUCACUUGCAGAGGGAAUCACAUCAAAUGUUGAAGCAGGGGAUUUGAACCGUUCCUCUGAAAUGGCCUCGACCAAACGAAGUGUUAAAUCUAGAGGUGCAUUGCAUCCCCCUGGAACAAAAAUAUCUAAAUCAGCUAGAACAUUGAUGAAAACAUCAAGUGAACAGUCAUGCUCCGAGAUGGAGAGAAAAAGUCAAAUGGCAGAUGAGUCAAAAAUCAUUACAAUGAGGGAUUCCACCACCAUUCCUGCACAGGGAAGCAAUGGAGUCACUGGCAUGGGGAUUAUAAAGAUGAUGGGCUUAAGAAAGUCCUCCAAACUUUCGAGGCAGAAUGCCUCAGAAGUUGGCUGGGAUAGCCGUGAGAAAAUAAAGAUGCUAUUUCCUUAUGAAGAAUUUGUUCAGUUUUUCCUCUCUGAAGUCUCUGAUUUGUCUCCUAGAGGACUUUUAAAUUGUGGGAACAGUUGCUAUGCGAAUGCUGUGCUGCAGUGUUUAACCUGUACAAAGCCUCUGGCCAUCUAUUUGCUUCAGAGAUCACAUUCGAGAUCCUGCUGUGUGAAAAAUUGGUGCCUCAUGUGUGAACUGGAGCAGCAUGUGAUGAUGUUGAUAGAAAAUGGAGGGCCCAUCUCUCCAAGCCGAAUCCUCUCACACAUGCGAAAUAUUAAUUGCCAGAUUGGUGAUGGCAGUCAGGAAGAUGCUCAUGAAUUUCUAAGGUUUCUUGUAACAUCAAUGCAAUCUAUAUGUUUGGAGGGACUGGGUGGCGAGCACAAAGUUGAUCCCAGAUUGCAAGAGACCACCUUUAUACAACACACUUUUGGUGGGCGUCUUAGAUCAAAGGUCAAGUGUCUGAGAUGUCAUCAUGAGUCAGAAAGAUAUGAAAAUAUAAUGGAUCUUACAUUGGAGAUACUUGGUUGGGUGGAGUCAUUGGAAGAUGCCCUCACUCAGUUUACCACUUCUGAAGAUUUGGAUGGAGAAAACAUGUAUAGAUGUGGAAGGUGUGCUUCAUAUGUCCGAGCCCGGAAGCAGUUGAGUAUACAUGAGGCUCCAAACAUCCUGACAGUUGUCUUGAAGAGAUUUCAGGAGGGUAGAUAUGGCAAGAUAAAUAAAUGCAUAACUUUCCCUGACAUGCUGGACAUGGUCCCAUUUAUGACUGGCACGGAUGAUAUUCCUCCACUGUACAUCCUUUAUGGUGUUGUUGUGCAUUUGGAUACUCUGAAUGCAUCAUUUUCUGGGCAUUAUGUGGCAUAUGUGAAGGAUUUGCAAAGCAAUUGGUUCAGGAUAGAUGACGCAGAGAUCCAGCCAGUACCAAUGAGCCAGGUGAUGUCAGAAGGAGCAUACAUUUUGUUCUACACAAGGUCUUGCCCUCGUCCUCCUCCGAGAGCUUUCAGCAGGAAGCCUACCUGGGAACAAGCUCCAGCAUCUGCGACGCCCUGGAACUCCAAAUCUCAGAAGGCUACGAGACCUGGACAAAGCAAAACCAGCAGUCACUCCGUUGGCUUGGCACCAUCACACGCUCCCAGACAUGGAACUGCUGCAGGCUUUACCCACCAUUUGUCUGACCGCGGUUUUAGGAGCACGGACAGAAGUGUUCUGCCCGUGAUGGAAGGCCGUGCAGAUCAAAUGAGCAUGGAAUUUUCAGAUGCUACAUCUAGCGAUUGGUCCCUUUUUACAAGUUCAGACGAUGCAUCCUUCACAACUGAGAGCACUAGAGACUCUUUCAGUACUGUAGAUUAUGCUGAUACCGGCAACCUCAAUCCAAUUUCUUCAAUUUUCAACUCAUUUUAUGCCCCAGAGUACUCUGCUCACGGCUCUGUUUCGUGUAGAAUGUUUUCUAACAGUAAGCCACUGACGAGGUUUGUUUCAGAGGAGAGGGGCUAUGCUUUGGAUUCAUUCUUGUCAUCCCAACAGCAGCAAAGAUUUUGUAAACCAGGGCAUUUAAAACAGGUCGGUUCUUCGACCGAAUUCCCUUCACAAAGUAAUUGCAGCAUGUUUGUAAAAUAUGGGAGUAAUCCAAAGGAUGAUAUUGUCCAAACUUCCUGCAAUUGUGAACUCUAAUGUGAAUGGAACUCCCAACUCAUUCAAUAGAUAAUUCAUCCCGGUGCA
Malania oleifera is the source of this 3444-nucleotide messenger RNA. Its product is annotated as ubiquitin carboxyl-terminal hydrolase 15. The record is from RefSeq and is a predicted model, not a curated record. The transcript is spliced from 14 exons. Gene Ontology annotation, cellular component: nucleus; cytosol. Bases 364 to 3396 code for a protein of 1010 amino acids. Gene Ontology annotation, molecular function: cysteine-type deubiquitinase activity; cysteine-type endopeptidase activity. Gene Ontology annotation, biological process: protein deubiquitination. Lineage: Eukaryota; Viridiplantae; Streptophyta; Magnoliopsida; Santalales; Ximeniaceae.